AUGAUCCAGCAUCCCGACAGUAGAUACAUUGAUCCAGUCAAAAUUGAAAUUAAAGAUCAGCCAGUCCACUAUGCUUUUGUAGAAGCUGAGACUGAUGGAAAACCUUGGUAUAUUGACAUUAAAAUGCUCUUAGAGGAAGGAGAAUAUCCCGAAGGAAUCACCUUAAAUCAGAAGAGGACUAUCAAGAAAUUAGCAAAUGGCUUCUCCCCCAACAAGAAUGUCUUAUACAAAAGAACUCCAGAUUUGGUAUUGCUUAGGCGUGUUGAUUCUGAAGCUACAAAAUUGAUUGAAGAGGUGCAUACUGGAACCUGCGGGCCUCACAUGAAUGGGUUCGUACUAGCAAAGAAAAGUUUAAGAACAGGUUAUUACUGGAUGACCAUGGAAAAUGACUGUAGCAAAUUUGUACAGAAGUGCCACAAGUGUCAGAUUCAUGGAGACUUGAUAAAAGUCCCUCCGACAAAACUAAAUGCUAUAACAUCACCUUGGCCAUUUGCCGCUUGGGGCAUGGAUGUCAUAGGACCAAUUGAGCCAGCUGUGUCGAACAAAAAUUGCUUCAUCUUGGUCACUAUAGACUACUUCACCAAGUGGGUGGAAGCAACAUUUUAUUCAUCGAAUUCAAUCGCAUAUCAAUCACAAAUGAAUGGGGCUGUAGAAGAUGCCAACAAAAACAUCCAGAAAAUCCUCCGAAAGAUGAUUGAUAACUACAAAGCCUGGAAUGAACAACUGCCUUAUGCAUUGCUGGGAUACCGCACUACGGCCAGGACUUCGACUGGAGCCACCCCAUACCUAUUAGUAUAUGGCACUGAAGCAGUGAUACCAGCCAAGGUAGAAAUCCCUUCACUUCGGAUAAUACAUGAAGCUGAGUUGGACGAUGCAGAGUGGAUCCGUAAAAGAUAUGAGCAACUCGCUCUGAUAGAUGAAAAGAGGAUGAUUGCAGUUUGCCAUGGUCAACUGUACCAGCGAAGAAUGGCGCGUGCUUUCAACAAAUGUGUAAGAACUAUGGUGUUUCAAAUCGGGGAAUUGGUACUCAAGUGA
Molecule: messenger RNA, 1035 nt
Organism: Lycium barbarum (goji berry)
Lineage: Eukaryota; Viridiplantae; Streptophyta; Magnoliopsida; Solanales; Solanaceae
Exons: 2
Coding region: 1-1035 (344 amino acids)
Molecular function (GO): nucleic acid binding
Source: RefSeq, a predicted model, not a curated record